ACAGAUGGAAACAUUCUUAAAAUGAAACAGCAUUUACAUCAGAAACUCAAACCUUGCUUCAAAAUUUCCUGUAACUAAUAUAGUUGUAUCAAAAAUUCUAAACACCUGCUUAUAUCAUUCAAUCCACGAGGUUUAAAGCAAUAUAAAAUUUAAUAAUUAAUGACCACGUGUGCCGAAUUCAAAGCUCUUCAAAGGCUGUUUUUAAUAUGUUGAUGUAUGCCAAUUCAUGCAAGUCAGGUAAAAUUUUGACAUUUCAUGGUUGAUUUGGUUUUUAAAACAUGAAAAAAACAAAAAGUGGACUUUUCAAAACUUUCUACUAUAUGACAACUAUUUUCGCCUUACUGGCCCUUACAUGACGUACUUCCACUUACACGUAAUGAUAUUUUUUAGAUAAAAGUUCUUUUAACGUAAUUUGUGUUUUGAAGUUACUCGCUCAAUAGAUAGACAAUUGACACAUGGCUACAAUAACUGAAGAAAGCUUAAUGAUUACAAAAGAAGAGCCCAAAAUAUAUCAAACAUCAACCUCCAUAGAAAGCAGUGAAAGAGAAAUGAGGGUUUUGAUGAGCGAACACUGGAAAAAACAUUGACAUCCACGAUAAUGUUUAAGGAAACAGUAGGAAAACAAGAAGAGUUGCUGAAUGAAGGAUUUUCAGAUGAAGUAUCUGACAAUGUCUUUAACGCAACUGAAUGUCUCAAGUUUGCAGGAAAAUUUUAUAAGAUUGUAGAAGAAUUGCGCGUUGCAAGAAUAAACGAAAAAGAGACCGAAUUGAGAAUACAAAGCUUAAUGAAAGAUAAAAAUGAUUCAGAACGAAUGAAGGAUGAAGAAAUUUGUGCAAAACAAGAACUUAUAAAGCAGCAUUUAUCUGAUAGAGAGAACAUGAAAAAAAAAUAUGACGAUAAGCUGGAGUGUUUUGAAAAAGACAAGGCUAAAUACAUGGUAGAAAGACAGUGUGUGGAACAAGAGACCAGAGCAUUAAAAGAUGAAAUAAGAUUCUUACACAUCAACAAAUACAACAUGGAGAAAAUAAUCAAAGACAAGGAACGAGAUAUACAGAAACAUAAAAUUUCGGAUGAAAAUUAUCUGAGUCAAUUAUCUAAAGUGGAAGAGCAAUGUAAAGAUGUGAUGAAACAAUGUUCAGAAGUUGUGUGUACUUUGGCAAUCGUUGAAACAAACAUGGAUGAAGCAAAAAAACAACAUAAAAAUUUGAAGUUCAUCAACGAUCACCAGAACUGCUUAUUGUUGUCAUAUAAAUCAAUGCUUGAAAAUGCGAAAAAAGAUUUGAUCCUCUCUCAAGCGAUGGCAACGUCCUCGAAGAGUAUAAUAUUAGACGAUACCACAAAAGAGAAAAUUGUUUGGAUGGAGCGCCAGUUGGCAGGGCUCAAAGAUAUUUGCAAACAGACAAAUGAAGAACUCAAUGUUUCCAGAGAAGAAAAUCAAAAAUUAUUGAAGAGUUUGGAGAAAGCACAUAUAUUAGUGUCAAAACACGUAGAAACAAUCAAAAUCUUGUCCGAUAAUGACAGGGCAAUGCAGCAAGAGAUAAAUGAUAUUAGAACGGAUUGUGAGAGGUAUCGUGAAGACUUGGAAAGCACGAAAAUGAUCGUGGUGAAAAAAGAUGCAAUACUUAAGGAACUGAAGAAUAAUGCUGAAGAAAAGGAGAAAGCUUUAUUGGUGAAGACAGGCGAAUUGAUAGAAAAUAACAAGAGUUUAUUGAGAGAAAAAGAAGAACAGAAUUCAAUGUGGUUGCUUAAGAUUGAUGAAAAAACAACUGAAAUUGGUUACCUGAAAAAUGAAGUACAUGGAAUUCAAACUAUAUUAGACGAAACAAGAGUCAUGUUACAAAUGAAAACUGAAGAAAUAGAAACACUCAAAAACAAUCUUAAUACUAAGGUAAAACUCUGA
Xenia sp. Carnegie-2017 is the source of this 1900-nucleotide messenger RNA. RefSeq names its product repetitive organellar protein-like. The coding region runs from base 599 to 1900 and encodes 433 amino acids. The record is from RefSeq and is a predicted model, not a curated record. The transcript is spliced from 12 exons. NCBI's taxonomy places the organism in Eukaryota, Metazoa, Cnidaria, Anthozoa, Malacalcyonacea, Xeniidae.